AUGAUGAAUUCGCUGGUCGUAAUUGCAAUGUUUGCCCUGAUUGGGUUUACAUUUACAUCAGCAUCUGUCAUAGAUCGAAGUGAUAACGAAAUACCAGAAUCAGUGGAAGUUUACAGAAGCAGUCUUGAAAGUAUGCUUCGAAACGUCUCUAAACUAAUCGCAGAGAAUGCUGACUUCGAUGAGAAUAUGGAUAUUGACAGCUUUGAUCAGGAAAAUAUGUUCGAUGAUGAACAGUUUCAAUUUUUAUCAGAAGACGCAGACGAAGAGGAGGUUGAAGAUAACAUUUCAAAUAUCGAUGAUUUACAAUCCGCAGAAGGCGUUAAAAACGGAAUACGUUGUUCAUGGCGACGAAUGGCUGGUCAGUGUUGCCAAUCUCUGAAAAUUUUCAGACGAAGAGUAUCAAUUUGUUUGGGCAUCAGAAUUUCAUCUGCAACUUCUGUUAGACUGUACCUGAGAAUCAACGGUAGAACCAUCUGGUCCAGGCAUAUGGGUAUUCGCAACAGGAGUUUUAAAAUAUGUAGAGGUCUUGGACCGGUGAAGAUCUGCUUCAAACUUUACAACUUGCACAUUUCCAGACACAAUAUUAGGAUUUGCCUCCGUGUCAGCGCAAGAAUCGCUUGGUUUCGCUUUGGACACGCUGACAACAUUCGAGUGGAGCUGAGUCCUUUGAGAGAAAUCUCCCAAGUCACCACGAUGAAAUCUAUUCUUGUAACUGCGAUGUUUGCCCUGAUCGGGUUUAGCUUAACAUCCUCGGCUUCUCUGAAUUUGGGUGAUAACGAAGUGCCAGAAUCAAUGGAAAAUUUUAAAGAAAAUUUCAAAACAUUGUUUGGCGAAAUGAUCAAACAAAUAAAAGAAAAUGCUGCCUUCGAUGAGAACACAGAUUUUGAGAAGUUUACUCAGGAAAACAAGAUGGAUGAUAACGAGGUUUCCAUUGCAGAAGAGGUCACAACUAAUGAUCUUUCGGUCGCUGAAAAAGAAAUGUCCACAGAAAAUGUUGAAGGAGGCAUGCAUUGUCACUGGAGUGGUUUGACUGCUCACUGCUGCCAAAUGGUGCCAUUUCACAUAUUGAGAUUAGCAGUCUGUGUUAAGGCCCAAAUUCAUCCAUCAACUGGUAUGCGACUUUAUCUUUACAUCAACGGACAUUAUCUUUGGCAACACUGGAUGCAAAAUCACCACCAUUAUCGCGUUUGUUUUACUGCUCGACAUUUGCGAAUAUGCUUCACAUUUACCCACGUACAUAUUUCUCGUCACUACGCCAAUAUUUUUCUGGAUCAAGGUUCUUCUUUUUUGCAGCUGGACAUCCUUAGCCUUGAUCCUUAUACCAAUUUCUUCUUUGACUUCUUGUUGCUGCAUCUUCUUCAUCCCAAUCUGCUAUACAUCAGUGUCAACUGGAAAUAUUCCUGGAACUGUUCAAUAUCCAGAUCAUCGAUGAAUUUCCUUACUUGA
This is a messenger RNA of Acanthosepion pharaonis, 1446 nucleotides long. NCBI's taxonomy places the organism in Eukaryota, Metazoa, Mollusca, Cephalopoda, Sepiida, Sepiidae. The record is from the annotation of a GenBank genome assembly.